Molecule: messenger RNA, 648 nt
Organism: Vanessa atalanta (red admiral)
Lineage: Eukaryota; Metazoa; Arthropoda; Insecta; Lepidoptera; Nymphalidae
Exons: 4
Coding region: 1-648 (215 amino acids)
Source: RefSeq, a predicted model, not a curated record
AUGACCGUUAUGGAGUUGCAGUUUAUGGCCGUUGCAAUUUCUAUCAAUUCUGUAUUUAAGGCUAUAAAUAAGAGCCUUCGAGAAAUGCUUAUGAAGAUACACCAUGAAUAUAUUCGAACAAUGCAGAGGGUAAAUGUGGCGCAUAAAAUUCGCCAAAUUAAUCAUUCUUUCGUCUCUACGAGUGAGGCUUUGAGAAAUAUGAACAAGUCCGAGGGGUUCAUUUUACUUCUCCAUCUCACUGUUUUUAGCUUAGAUUUAGCCGUCACUGUCAAUAACAUCCUGCACUCGAGACAUGUUAAUGGUAAUGUUUCCAAUACGCACUUAUUGGUGGGUCACAUGAUGUGCUACGUGUCCUCAGAAACAGACCCCUUACGAGAUGAAGUAGAUGAUUUUUCCAAUCAAUUAAGGCUUAACGACGUAUCGUAUUCAGCUAUGGGAGUAUGCCAUAUCGGUAGACCUCUUAUAUCAACGGUUUCCAAUGUACGCUUCUUGGUGGGUCGCAUUAUGUGCUACGUGACUUCUGAAACAGACCCUGUACGAGAUGAAAUUGAUGAUUUUUACAAACAAUUGCUGCUUAACAAUACAUCGUUUUCAGCUAUGGGAAUAUGCAACAUCGGGAGACCUCUUAUAUCGGCGGUAAACGACUGA